Molecule: messenger RNA, 2937 nt
Organism: Corticium candelabrum
Lineage: Eukaryota; Metazoa; Porifera; Homoscleromorpha; Homosclerophorida; Plakinidae
Product: glutamate receptor 3-like
Exons: 18
Coding region: 1-2937 (978 amino acids)
Biological process (GO): monoatomic ion transport
Cellular component (GO): plasma membrane
Molecular function (GO): ligand-gated monoatomic ion channel activity; signaling receptor activity
Source: RefSeq, a predicted model, not a curated record
AUGGCAGAGCUGAUACACUGUAAACCAAAGCCGAGUACAUUGAUGGAUAUCAUUGAGAAGAGAAAACAGAAGGUGAAUGGCGAGAGUAACGACGGGGCGACGUCAGAAAGGGACGGUGCUUGGGCAACUCCAGCGCUCUUAUUUAACCUUUUUUGGCACUAUAUGCCUUUUCAGUAUAAGAUUAUUGGCCUCUUAGCUGCAUGUGGAAACGAGGGUGUAAAGAAAGAUAAAUUCAUCAUAAUCAAACAACCCGGUCAGAGUUAUGUCAAUGAAACUGUCAACUCGAUUCUUCCUUUUGUUUACAAUUUCCUGACUUCAGAAUCUUCUCGCAAGUUUCAGCAGAAGCUCAGAACACCAUCAGUCGACACGUAUGAUGUUGAGGAGAAAAAAGAUUGUGAAUUUAUUCGUCACAAGUCUUCUCUACAUCUGACGUCCCAGUGCUUGCCUCUUAGUCAACAACAUCUAACUCUACCGGUGAUAUCAAUCUUGAAUUCUCAAAACGCUACAGUAGAAUAUCUUAGUCUUGCUCCAUCACCACACAACAUUAUACAAAUGGUCAGACAAAUUGCAAGAGAAAGUGGGUGGAGGUCUAUUGCAUAUAUAAGUGAUGAACGUUGGGAUUUUCAGCUACUGAAUGGUUUGGCAUAUGCAGAAAGCAGUGUUAAAGUAAGCACGAUAAUCCAAAAAACAGAAAAACUGAAUUUCAAGAAAGAAGCAUCUCGCAUAUUGUCUUUAUCUAUCGAUGCGGUGGUUGUUCACUGUCAAAAUGCGAGCUGUUUUAAUGCUUCAAAAGAGAUCUAUGCACUUGUGUCUAAUCGAACUGCUGCUCCAUGGCUGUUUACAAACGGUUUCUACCAACAUGUUUUUGCAAGUGACCUGCAGAAAGCGAUUAGUGGUGACAUGAUGACUCGUGCUUUGUUGUUGGGGAUUAAGAGAACUGUGUUAAGAUCGCACAUAACAGCGGCUUUAAUGAAUUUUCAGGAGUCACUGACUGCAAAACCAAUCAAGAUUGAGCAUUUCGACCUGUAUGAUGGCAUAAUAGCUUUGGCACAUUUGUUACACUCAAUAGAGUUCAGAGGAGUGUCGAUGCUUCAACGUGCCAACAUGCUAAACAUUAGAGGUGCAUCGGGAAAGCUGCAAUUUGAAACGUCUAGCGGUGGAAGGCUUGGUGGUGUUUACGAAGUCGUCUGUAUGAAUCCUUUUACUUACUCAGUGUUGACGAUUGGAACAUAUGAUCUCACUCAUUCUCAGUGGCUGCACAAACUACCUUCCCUAAUGCCUCUUCAUCAGCACACAAGACAUAACCGAGAAGCAUCAAAUUUAGGAACACUUACAAAUACAUCAUGUCUUCCGGUAUCGGGACGUCUCAGGCAUUUUCGAGUGACAACCAUAACGGCGCCACCAUUUAUUAUGGAAGAUGUCAACGGUACGUCGGGGGAGACGCGCAAUGGCAUAUUUUAUGGAUACCUGGUGGACAUGAUGGAACUGCUGUCUGCCUCUCAUAUGCUAAACUUCAGCUACACAAUGAGUGAAAAUCCAGACCGUCUCUACGGCACAAUAGAUCCAGAAACAAACCAAUCAACAGGAAUGGUUGAAACACUCAUAAAUUGUGAUGCCGAUCUUGCAGUGGCUGCUUUUACCAUCACGGCACUGCGAGAGACACAUAUCAGCUUUACUAAACCUUUCAUGAAUACUGGUCUUGUAAUGCUUGCAACAAAGUCGACGCCGACUGAAGGAGGUUUGUGGUCUUUCUUGGAUUCAUUCGACUGCUGGAUAUGGAUAUGCAUUCUGGUGUCGUUUCUUGUUUGUGGUGCUUGCCUAGCUGUUCUUCAUCGGGUGAGUCCUUAUGGGAGGCGAACUGUCGAUCAUCCCGAUGAUCUACCGUACACGUUUAAGCUAAAUAACAGUGUGUGGUACUUUUACUCGACUUUCAUGCAGCAGGGACCAGAGGCUGCAGCCUUCUUCUCGGGAAAAGUCUUACUGGCCGGUUGGUUCUUCUUCUGUCUCAUUGUAGUUUCAACGUAUACAGCAAACAUGGCAGCUUUUCUCACCGUCAAGAGCUUCCCCAAAAGCAUCGAAUCCGUAGACAAACUAUCCAGGCAAACGCAAGUCAAGUAUGGCGUGACAAAAGAAACGUCCGUUAGUGAUUUUUUUGAGCUAUCACCUAUUGAAACGUAUCAUCGUAUGCACAACUAUAUGAGAACAACAGAUGGUGUCAUGAUGAAUACAACCCAAGAUGGAAUCAAUCGUGUAAAAAACAGCAAACCGGGGGAAUACAUUUUCAUAGGAAGCAAGGCUCUUCUUGAAUAUCCGUCGAGCCAAGAACCGUGCACGUCAAAAGUAGUAGGAGACACAUUCAACCGAGGUAGCUUCGGAAUAGCGAUGCCAAAAGGCAUGCCAUAUCUCAGAGACUUUUCUCUAGCAAUCCUCAAGCUGAAAGACAGGGGGAAACUAGAACAACUAGAAAGAAAGUGGUUGAAAAGUGGGCCCUGUUCGCAACAGAGUGAUGAUGACCAAUCGGACAAUCAAGAAGUUAAAAUACCACAAAUGGCUGGAGUAUUUCUUCUUCUUAUUAUUGCUAUCUUGCUGUCGCUAUUGGUGGCGAUAAUAGAACGAUACGUGUGGCGAUGUAAAACAACAAAGCGACAACGACUGGGAUCCGUCAUCAAAAGAAAGAAUGAACACGUCAGGGAUCCAAAUCCUUCUCCAAACAAUAUAGUAAAUGGAAAUCAAAACGGCACGCUUGCACGCUUCAUGGACUAUUCCACGCGAAUUCGACACAGGAAAUAUAGUAAAGGACCUUCAAUUAGUGGUGGUUCGGUUGGAAUCACAAACAAUCAGUCCAAGGAUGUUCAGGUGUUUGGUUUAGGCAGUCUGGAAACAUCAGAGUCGAGUGAUUUCAUUGAUUUAUGUAACCAGGACAGCGAGGGAAUAUAG